UUGCUGUUUGUCCAUUUUAGGUAGCAAUGUCGAGCCGUUGCACCUCGCCAGUGUUGCUUGUGAUUGUCCUAUUUGGAGGCAGCAUGCUUCCUACGCAAUGCUUCCUUGGAGGAUCGCGCAAGGUAUGCAGCUGUGCAGUUUGAUCAAUGAUGAAUGCGGGAUGCUUUUCCGACUUGGAAUUGGUUUGAUGGAGAUGGCCCAGAUGGUCUGAAUCCCGGAGAGACAGGUGUCCUAUUGCUGCGCCGCAGCGCGCUUUUGCUUCUUGCGGCGCCCGCUUGGAUGCCUGCGUCAGCGCUGCCAGGGUCGCCUCGAUUUGCUGGCAAAUAUGAUGAUCCCGACUACCCCGGUGCCCUGGCAUUGAGGGAAGGCAUAGUUCCUGUCAUCAGGAUGAUGGGUUGCUGGUGGACUUCUCAUCCAGAGGACCAAAGCUUCAUCCGGUGGAUUGAACAAACUUGUAGCUGCUAACUUGCACUGGCACUAGGUUAUUUGAGAACACGCUGUGACUGUAGGAGGCCCCACUGCCGUGAUUGUCACCUGGGUUAGUGGCAAUGGUCUGCGCUUUCCUGACGGUCGAGUUUGGACCCGUCGACGGUAGAAGACUGGUCUUCUUGAAAGGAGGCAUCCAGAAGACAUCGGCACCUGCAUCCAGGACAAAGGCAUCCGAUUUCCACUGGUCACUGACGGCUCCAAGUGCAAAGACACUGCAACAAGACGACUGGGGAGACAGAACUCCUUCCAGAACUGUUUCAGGUGGUGCAUAGUGCGGUGCACAAUAGCAACCAAGUCGAUGGC
This is a messenger RNA of Durusdinium trenchii, 792 nucleotides long. NCBI's taxonomy places the organism in Eukaryota, Dinophyceae, Suessiales, Symbiodiniaceae. The record is from the annotation of a GenBank genome assembly.